Messenger RNA from Glycine soja, 1707 nucleotides. RefSeq names its product guanylate kinase 2-like. Gene Ontology annotation, biological process: purine nucleotide metabolic process. Gene Ontology annotation, molecular function: GMP kinase activity. Lineage: Eukaryota; Viridiplantae; Streptophyta; Magnoliopsida; Fabales; Fabaceae. Gene Ontology annotation, cellular component: cytosol. The record is from RefSeq and is a predicted model, not a curated record. Bases 286 to 1488 code for a protein of 400 amino acids. The transcript has 11 exons.
AUAUGAAAUCCGUUCCCUGAUUUUUGUUGCAGCUUCUUCUGCCGCCUCUCUCUCUGCGACCCAAACAAAACUACUUUUGAUGUUGUUUUGGUUUGGUUCUUAAAAAAUUCCGAAAGUUGAAAAGGUUGUCAACAAGGGAAGACACCGAGUUGAACCUCGAACACACACAUACACAUAUACUGCCACCAUCCCUCAAAAAUAGACCAAACAAAACUUUGUUAUUUUCUGCACACAGAAACUUGCUUGCUAUUACUACAAGGAUUGGAUUCUGGCAAGGAUUUCUCUAUGGGAGAAGCACCUACAUUCAUUCUUCAAGAGCUGCAGAAUGGAAUAGGCAAUGGGUUUGAAUUGAAAAGUGGGACUUUCGAAACGGAUACUAUUGUUGGUGAUAAAAAGUAUAUCAUUGGUGGAACCAACGGUGAAACUUUUUCGGUUAAAGAUCAAAUUCUUGACAACAAUGGUCUUGGGGCAUGCGUUGAUCUCAUUGAGCUAGGUACCAAACCCAUUUCAUGUAAUGGGCACUCAGCCGUGCUUUUGAAAGACCGAAUACUAAUUCUUAAGGAAACUGCCAAGCCAGAUGAUUGUAUAUGGUUUCUGGAGGUGGACACUCCAUAUGUCAGGCAGCAGAAAAAAAUUUUGGGGACCGAUGUUGUUGCAUGGAGUAAGGGUGUGAUAGGAAAUUCUGAGAAGCCUGUUGUUAUUAGUGGUCCUUCUGGAGUAGGUAAAGGAACAUUGAUAUCUAUGUUGAUGAAGGAAUUCCCCUCUAUGUUUGGUUUCUCUGUGAGCCACACAACCCGUGCCGCAAGAGGCAUGGAGAAAGAUGGGGUCCAUUACCAUUUUACUGAGAAGAAUGUUAUGGAGAAAGAGAUUAAAGAUGGAAAGUUUCUGGAGUUUGCUUCUGUCCAUGGUAAUCUAUACGGGACCAGUGUUGAGGCUGUGGAACUGGUAUCAGAUGCAGGGAAAAGAUGUAUUCUUGAUAUUGAUGUUCAAGGAGCAAGAUCUGUGAGGGCUAGUUCUCUAGAAGCCAUGUUCAUCUUUAUCUGCCCCCCAUCAAUGGAAGAGCUGGAGAAACGUCUUCGAGACCGAGGAACGGAGACAGAAGAACAGGUCCUUAAGCGGUUACGAAAUGCUCAGGCUGAGAUUGAGCAAGGGAGGUCAUCAGGCAUAUUUGAUCACAUCUUAUACAAUGACAAACUUGAAGAGUGUUACGAGAAUCUGAAGAAAUUAUUGGGACUUGAUGAAUGUAUCACUCCUCCCAAGUCAUCGCCACCAAAAGAGAUCAAUCUUCCAAGGGAUCAUUCAGUGUCAAAAAUUGAUGACAAAAUCAUAAUAAGCAGCAUCUCUUCAGGACUAGAAAAGGAAUCAAAGAACUUGAUCAUGUUAGAUGUCUCCUCACUUAAAGGGGGUGCACCUGGACGGACAAGAGGGUUAGAUUUUCAAGUCAUUGGUUCAUUUUCAGAUGGUUUCAACGGCAAUGGACCAUUUUGACAUUCAAUGAACUUGGUCAAACUAACUUGGUUUCUCUCCAUUCGUAUACAAUUAUUUAAGAAAAUAGGUUACAGGCUGAGGCACUAGGUUCAUUUCUUGAGUUUUUUUUUUCAUUUAUUGUUGUUGGUUAGUCGUUAUGGCAGUUGAAAUUGACUUGACGUGUUUGGAACAAUUAUUUUUUCCUGCAGUCAAUGAGAAAUUAUGUGAUUUUUGCGGCUA